This is a messenger RNA of Nicrophorus vespilloides, 2082 nucleotides long. RefSeq names its product carnitine O-palmitoyltransferase 2, mitochondrial (gene CPT2). Gene Ontology annotation, molecular function: carnitine O-palmitoyltransferase activity. Gene Ontology annotation, biological process: fatty acid beta-oxidation. The coding region runs from base 76 to 2007 and encodes 643 amino acids. The record is from RefSeq and is a predicted model, not a curated record. Gene Ontology annotation, cellular component: mitochondrion. The transcript is spliced from 4 exons. NCBI's taxonomy places the organism in Eukaryota, Metazoa, Arthropoda, Insecta, Coleoptera, Silphidae.
AGCACUGCUCAGUGAGUGUUCCACUUUGGUCGUAGUAUAGUGUUAUUUGUAGUAUUUAGUAGUUGUUUAUUGAAUAUGUUACUAAAUCAAGUGAAGACUAUAUCAAAAAAGAGUAUAACUCAGCAACUUAUAAGACAUAAACAUGAUUAUCAAUAUUUGCAAAACAGUAAGAUACCUACAAUGCACUUCCAGAAGUCUUUACCCAGAUUACCAAUUCCAAAGUUGGAAGAAACUUGUGCUAGGUAUUUGGCUGCCCAGAAACCUAUCCUACCAGAUAAAGUGUUUGAUAAUACACAAGCAACUGUGAAGAAGUUUCAAGAGACAGUUGGAAAACAUUUGCAGGAGCAAUUGAUUAAUUGGGAUAAAACAAACAAACACACAAGUUACAUUACUGAAUAUUGGUUUGAUAUGUAUUUGAAAGACAGGAAACCAAUUCCAAUUAAUUAUAAUCCAGUAUUAGUUUUUCAAAAUGAUAGCAGACCAGAAUAUAAUGAUCAAGCUGUGAGAACAACAAAUUUAUUAAUUAGUUCUUUGAGAUUCUACAAAUCUUUGAAAAAACAAAUUUUGGAUCCUGAGGUUUUCCAUAUGAAUCCAAAAAAGAGUGACACUCCUGCUUUUAAAAACAUUUGCUCUAUGGUGCCUUCAGCUGUAUCUUGGUAUGCAGCAUACAUGUUCAAUGCUUAUCCCUUAGAUAUGAGCCAAUACAACAAACUUUUUAACACUACUAGGAUACCACAAAUGGAUAAAGACAAAAUAGUUUCUGAACCUGCUAGACAUAUCUGUGUGCAAUAUAAGGGAAACUUCUACACAUUUGAUGUUCUAGAUGAGUCUGACAAUAUUUUACCACCUGGUGAUAUUAAAGCAGGGAUUGUUAACAUACUUAAUUCUGAUGCAAAAUCAGCCGAAUUUCCUCUUGGUAUACUAACAACAAUGGACAGAAAUAAGUGGGCCAAAAGUCGAAAUAAUCUUGUUAAUUUGGGCAAUGAACAAGCCCUUAAAAAAAUCGAUUCUGCUUUAUUCAACAUUUGCCUUGAUGAUGACAUCAUUGGUGAUGAUAAAUAUGCUUUAGUAAGGAGCUCUUUGCAUGGUGAUGGCAAAAAUAGAUGGUUUGAUAAAACAAUCUCAUUGCUAGUUACUAAAGAUGGUUUUUCAUCCAUAAACUUUGAGCAUUCUUGGGGAGAUGGUGUAGCAGUUUUGAGAUUUUUCCAAGAUAUUCUCAAAGAUUCUACUGAGCAUCCAGAGGUCAACAAAGAAACCAAAUUGGGAUUAACAGCUGUCAACAAAAUAGAAUUUAAUAUUGAUGAUUCUCUAAAGCAGGACGUAUCUACUGCAAUUUCUGAAUACUCGGAGGUAACGAAAUCUCUGGACGUGAAUUUCGUCGAAUCCGAGGGUCUUGGAAAGGUGUUUUGCAAGAAAUAUUCUGUAAGUCCAGAUGCUAUCAUGCAGCUGUGCUUCCAAUCAGCUUAUCAUAAGCAGACUGGAAGAUUCGUGGCUAGCUAUGAAUCGUGUAGCACAGCGGCUUUCAAGCAUGGUAGAACCGAAACGAUCAGACCAAAUACUUCGGAAACGAAAGAAUUCUGUUUGGCUAUCAAUUCGGCAAACAGGCCUUCCAAUUCGGAAUUGGUUGACUUGAUAAAGCGGUGCUCAAAAGUUCACGGGCAAUUAACGAAGGAGGCGGCGAUGGGACAGGGAUUUGAUAGGCACCUGUUUGCACUGAAAAUGUUCUCCGGGAAGGUCGACUUGUCCAAUGCCAACAUCUUCGAGGAUCCCGCUUACGGUUUAAUAAACCACAACAUCUUAUCGACAAGUACUUUAUCGUCACCUGCAGUCUUAGCCGGUGGUUUCGGACCUGUGGUUAGGGAUGGCCUAGGUAUUGGUUACGUGAUACGCGAUAAUGCUAUGGGAACUUUGGCCACUAGCUAUCCGGGAGUCAAUGGUAGAGAUUUCAUAAGCUGUUUGGAAAAGUCUAUUGAGGAGGUGGUAAAUGUGUUGGGCUCAGCAGAAUAACGCACUUACGUAUUUUGUAAUUUGUGGGAAUGAAGGUCACGUGUUUGCAUUUUUUUAUUUAGAUUAAUUGUUUUA